UCAUAGCCCCUGCCCUCGCUGACCGUACGGACAGGCUCCGUGUCCCCGUGCGCGUACAAAUAAGCCACCCUGGGCGGCCACACGGGGGCGACUUCACACGCGCCUCCUCCUCGCCGCCGGUAGUCAUCGCAGCCCCCACGGCGGCGCGGGCACGUCAUCGUUCGCCGCCCGGCGCGCGCACGCAGGUUUCGGCAGGGAGCCAAGAAGGCAAGAACCAUACAGACAGGCAAUAGGCCGAGACGGCGCUAAGCUCUGGUCACGGGGGGAUCGCGAGAACCUCCACAAUUCAGGUGGCCUAGAACUCCAGGAGGGAGGUGCUUCGGCAGCGUCGUGCCUCGGAUGAGAUGGGCGGCGGCGGGAAGGCCGAGAAGGCACGGCGGUCGUCGGCGCGGGUGAAGCUGUGGGUGGCGCGCGCCAGCACCGUGCUGCUCUGGACGUGCGUCGUCCACCUCGCGGCCUACCGGGAGCUGUGGGCGCCCAGCGUGCUCACCAGGUGGCCCGGCUGCCUCACCCAGCCGCACGGCGUGCAACUCCGGUCGGAGGCGGUUGCUACGGCGGACGGCGGCCAGAGGGAGGCAGUGCGCUCUAUGGCGCUUCCGCCCAAAAGAAUCUACAAAAACAAUGGCUAUCUGAUGGUCUCCUGCAACGGUGGGCUUAACCAGAUGCGAGCAGCUAUUUGUGAUAUGGUGACAAUUGCAAGGUAUCUGAAUGUUACUCUUAUUGUACCAGAGCUGGAUAAAGCUUCAUUUUGGGCUGAUCCUAGUGAUUUCCAAGAUAUAUUCGAUGUGGACUAUUUCAUAGCAUCACUGAGAGACGAGGUCCGAAUUCUGAGACAGCUGCCUCCAAGAAUGAAAAGAAGAGCUGAAAUGGGAUUUCUUCACUCCAUGCCACCCAUCAGUUGGUCUGACAUCUCCUAUUACCAUCAUCAGAUUCUACCUCUGAUAAGGAAGUACAAGGUUCUUCACCUGAACAGGACAGAUGCUCGCCUUGCAAAUAGUGGCUUACCCAUGGAGAUUCAGAAACUAAGGUGCCGUGUCAAUUAUAAUGCAUUGAGAUUUACCCCCGAAAUAGAAAACCUGGGGAGGCGUCUGGUUCAAGCUCUCCGUCGGAAUGGACCAUUUGUAGUUCUUCACUUACGGUAUGAGAUGGACAUGCUCGCCUUCUCUGGAUGCACACAUGGUUGCAGCAAAAAGGAGGCUGAAGAGCUCACGAAAAUGAGAUAUGCCUACCCAUGGUGGAAGGAGAAAGUGAUUGACUCUGAUGCGAAGAGGAAAGAUGGCCUCUGUCCUUUAACACCAGAGGAAACUGCAUUGGUAUUACAGGCACUCGGCAUCGAUUGCAGUUAUCAAAUUUACAUUGCGGCAGGUGAAAUAUAUGGUGGACAAAGAAGAAUGGCUGCCCUUACCUCUGCUUAUCCCAAUGUGGUUAGAAAAGAGAUACUACUACCUUCAUAUCUCAGUCUUUUCCAGAACCAUUCUUCCCAGAUGGCAGCACUAGAUUAUAUGGUAUCCUUGGAGAGUGAUAUUUUCAUCCCCACUUAUGACGGUAACAUGGCAAAGGUCGUAGAAGGUCAUCGCAGAUACCUGGGGUUCAAGAAGACGGUACUGCUAGAUCGGAAGCUCAUCGUGGAACUCGUUGAUCAGUACAGAAACGGCACACGGAGCUGGGCUGAUUUCUCCUCCGCUGUCAAGGCGUCACAUACCAGCCGCAUGGGCGAACCGUCUAGGAGGCAGGCGAUUCCUGACAAACCCAAGGAAGAGGACUACUUCUAUGCGAAUCCGCACGAGUGUCUGCACCAACCUGACGAUCUGUCAGCCUUGUGAUCGCAGUACACGCCUGAGGGGCGGCCUUCCAGAAUUCAGAACCAAAGCACGCUUAGGUAGGAUUGGCAAGGACUAUACUCCAGAUUGGAUUGGCAAUAAACGGAGGCCCCGUUUGUUCUGAUGAACAAGCCUAGUGACAGAUAAAAGGGGUCUCCUUCACUAUUCGUAGACACACAUUGAUGACGUGAUUCACUGAUUCUUAUUCUUUGUCCAAAAUAAAACGUUUUUUUUUGUAAUUGUUUGUACAGAAAGAGAGAAAUAGACAUUGUGAUUUUGUCUCUGUUACAGUACUGAUCUUCCUUGUGACGAUGCAAAUACAUACACGAUGAAGUUC
This is a messenger RNA of Panicum virgatum (switchgrass), 2157 nucleotides long. Its product is annotated as rhamnogalacturonan I rhamnosyltransferase 1-like. NCBI's taxonomy places the organism in Eukaryota, Viridiplantae, Streptophyta, Magnoliopsida, Poales, Poaceae. The transcript is spliced from 8 exons. The record is from RefSeq and is a predicted model, not a curated record. The coding region runs from base 345 to 1823 and encodes 492 amino acids. Gene Ontology annotation, cellular component: cytoplasm.